Molecule: messenger RNA, 654 nt
Organism: Akanthomyces muscarius
Lineage: Eukaryota; Fungi; Ascomycota; Sordariomycetes; Hypocreales; Cordycipitaceae
Exons: 1
Coding region: 1-654 (217 amino acids)
Cellular component (GO): plasma membrane
Source: RefSeq, a predicted model, not a curated record
AUGGCCUCCGCCACGCAAAUCGAUCAAGAUGCCGAGCUCGUCUACAACUACCACCACAUGGGCAUGGCCCUCAGCCCCGCCGACGUCAUCUUCUGCCUCGGCAGUCUCGACACGCGCGUCGCCGCCCGCGCCGCCCAGCUCUACCUCGAUGGCCUGGCGCCCUACGUCGUAUUCUCCGGCAACUCGGGCAAGCUGACGCACGACGUGUUUGACCGGCCCGAGGCCGACAUCUUUGCCGACGUUGCGCGCGGUAUGGGGGUGCCCUCGUCGCGCAUCCUCACCGAGCCCGCGGCGACCAACACGGGCGAGAACGUGCGCUUCACGCACGCGCUGCUGCGGGAGCGCGGCGUGCACGCGCACUCGUUGAUCCUAGUCCAGAAGCCUUAUAUGGAGCGCCGCACGUUUGCGACGUUUAAGAAGCAGUGGCCGGACGAGACGGCGAGCAUCACCGUCACCUCACCGCAGCUGAGCUUUGCCGAGUACCCGGACGGGGCGAACCCGAGGCAGCUGGUGAUCAAUGUCAUGGUGGGGGAUCUGAUGCGCAUACAAAGGUAUCCGGCGCUGGGGUUUCAGAUCGCGCAGGAGAUUCCACCGCUGGUGAUGGAGGCGGCGCAGAGGCUGAUAGCGGAGGGCUACGAUAAGCACCUUCCAUGA